AUGCCAAAAAAAUUUAAAGGAGAGAAUACUAAAGUUACUGCUGCUAAAGAACGUAAAAAUCAACAUAAGAUAGAAACAGAAGCUAAAAAAAAAGCGGAUAAAGAACGUAAAGAAUCAGAAGAAUGGGCUGUCGGUGCAAAAGAUAUUUCUAAGAAAGAAAUACAAAAACAAAAGAAGGAAGCUCAAUUAGCAAAGAAAAUGGAAGCAGCGCGUAUAUUAGAACAAGAAGAAAAAGAGCUUUCAAAAUUUAAGCCUAUAAUAAAUGCAACAGGGGAAGAGAAAAAAGCAAUGAAAAGGACACAAAAACACGAAAAAGUUUCUAUAGAAAAGCGUGAAAUUCCAGAAUUUUCGGCAUCCAAUAUUGAUGAUGCAUUAGAUUUAUUAUCAAUAGCCACCGAUCCUUCAGCAAUGGGUGGAAGUUCAAAUAUCACAAGUGCCCUAAACAGUAAUAGUAAAGUAACAAUUGAUAGGCAUCCGGAAAGAAGAUUUAAGGCGGCUUUGUCAGCUUAUGAAGAACGCGAGAUGCCAGGAAUAAAAAAAGAGAAUCCGGGAUUGCGUUAUACUCAAUAUCGGGAUUUGAUUUACAAAAAUUUUCAGUUAUGA
Messenger RNA from Diversispora eburnea, 603 nucleotides. The record is from the annotation of a GenBank genome assembly. Lineage: Eukaryota; Fungi; Glomeromycota; Glomeromycetes; Diversisporales; Diversisporaceae.